Centrocercus urophasianus (Greater sage-grouse) is the source of this 2061-nucleotide messenger RNA. It is a transcript of the gene SERPING1, whose product is annotated as serpin family G member 1. Gene Ontology annotation, biological process: negative regulation of endopeptidase activity. NCBI's taxonomy places the organism in Eukaryota, Metazoa, Chordata, Aves, Galliformes, Phasianidae. The transcript has 8 exons. Gene Ontology annotation, molecular function: serine-type endopeptidase inhibitor activity. Bases 190 to 1704 code for a protein of 504 amino acids. The record is from RefSeq and is a predicted model, not a curated record.
GGAGCCGCGCUUCAGCCGGGGGCCCCCGCCAAGCCUGGCCCCCAGGCACCUUCCGGCUGAUUUACGGGAAGCCUCUAUGGCCUCCCGCCCUCCUUAAUCUUUAACCAGGCAGGCCUGGCUCCGGCCAGUUACCCCCUGCGGCCGGCCGGACUCUUGGGGAGCGACUAGACGGGCACCAGGUUGCUCACCAUGAAGCUCUGCCUGCUGCUGGUGUGCCUGGUGGCCACGGUCACAGCCACUGUCACCCCGGUGUCCAUGCCGGAUACCACUCCUUCCAGAAGGAUGAAGCUAAUCAGACUGCAGCCAGCACGCAUGGUGAUCCUACGUCCCACCACAAGCCCAUCAGGGGACACAGGGACACCAACCCAGCCUGUGUCCAGUUCCACGUCGGAACCCAGCCUGGAUGCUGUGUUGGAGGCCUUGCAGCCUCUGGGCCCUGCGGAAUUUGUGGCAGCACCCGAGGAGCCUGACACUGCUGCCGGCGGGAGCACAACCACAUCUGAGCCUGGGACCACCACGGGUCCCCCCAGCAGCCCUCCAGGCGCAGUCACCCCACCGUGCCCUGGGGACGAAGAGCCAAGUGAGACCUGCAGAGCACCAACGAGGGAGCAGAAGGAGGAGGUGGCCAAGGCACUGGGCACCUUUGCCUUAUGCUUCUACCAGCACAUGGCAGAGUCUGCCAAACCCGACACCAAUCUGCUCUUCUCCCCCCUCAACGUGGCCCUAGGGCUGUCACACCUCCUGCUGGGUGCCCGCGGUGAGACCCAGCAGCGCCUGGCUGCCAUCCUGGGGUACCGGCCAGGGCUGACCUGCGUGCACGGCGCCCUGCGGCAGCUUGCCAACGUGCCAGGGCUGCUCUCUGCCACAGAGAUCUUCCACCACCCAGACCUGCACCUCCGACCCCGCUUCUUGAAUGAGUCAUGGCAAUUCUACAAGGCCAGGCCACGGGAGCUGAGUGGUAACGAGAGCCUGGACUUGCAACGCAUCAAUGAAUGGGUGCACAAGGCCACACGAGGGCUUGUGCCCCAUCUUCUGUCUCAGCUGCCUGAUGAACCUCGCCUAGUGCUGCUCAGUGCUGUCCACUUCCAGGCCCGGUGGCAAAAGCCAUUCAAGACCAAGCAUACGAUGCUGUUGCCUUUCAUGCGCCAUGGGCACCUGCCAGUGGAUGUGCUCACCAUGACCAGCAAGAAGUACCCUGUGGCAUCCUUCACAGACUCCCACCUGCAGGUCCAGGUGGGGCGGCUGGAGCUUAGUGGGGGGCUGAGCUUGGUGGUACUGGUGCCACGGGGACCUCCGGAGGCCCUGGGGGCUGUGGAGCGAGCGCUGGACCCCCCCACCUUCCUGGCACUGCUGCAGAGGGCAUCCAACACCCCCACGCGCCCUACUACCGUGGCCCUGCCACGCCUGCACCUCGACCUCGCCAUGGAUGUGGUGGCCAAUGUGCAUGACAUGGACUUUGGGCUGUUCCUGGAUGCAGAGCUGUGUGGGCUGGCACGGGGCCCAGAGGUGGCAGUGGAUGCAGUGCAACACCGGGCUGUGCUGACGCUGGACGAGAAAGGUGUGGAGGCAGCGGGUGCCAUGGCCACCUCGGUGGCCCGCACGGCUCUGCAGCUAGAGGCUUUGCAGCCCUUCCUCUUCGUGCUCUGGGAUGAAGGCAACGCCAUCCCCCUCUUCAUGGGACGCCUUAGUGACCCCCAGGCCUGAUGCCUGCCCCUUCCUUCACUCCAUUUCUUCCCUCCCUCCUUCUCUUGUCCCUAUCUGCCUUCUCUUCUUCCUCCUUCUACUUCCCUCUCCCUCUUCCCAUUCCUCCCUCCCUGCUUCUCUAUAUCUUCUCACCCUCUCCUCCCCCCUUCCUUCCCUCUUCACUCCAUCUUUCCCUCUUCCAACAACCAUUCAGCCACAUCUUUUUCUCCUUUCUCCCUCCCUCACCUCUGCCCAAAUCCUCCCACACCUCCCAAAUCUUCUGCUUCCAUUGGGUGCUCCUGGCCCCCCAGCAGCUCCUGUGUCUCUGUUUCCUCCAUCAGCUCUUGGUCUGAGGCCCCAAUAAAAGCUCUGAGUCAC